AAGUUCCUACCGUGUGUCUCACAGUCACAGCGAGCUGUAUUUAAACAAGUCUCUUGUGUUAGUUUGUGACGAUGUAGUAGAUGCAAAAGCUUUGUAGCUAGGUAGCUAGUGAUCGAUAGUUCAGAUCCAUUAACACACACAACUGAUGCGUUGUAGCCAGCUGAAGGGAGGAUUGCAUCCAUGGAGUUCCUCUCCGACGAAGCAUUGGCCAUUUUUGUGCCCAUCCUCGUGUACUGGGUGUACUCGGGCAUGUACAUGGCGCUUGGGCAGUCCAUGGACAGGUACAGGCUGCACCCGAGGAAGGAGGAGGACAGCAAGAACCUGGUGUCCAAGCGGGAAGUCGUCAAGGGCGUCCUCUUGCAGCAGCUAGUGCAGGCGGGAGUGGCUGCCGUCGUGUUCACGCUCACGGGAGAUAGCAGCAGCUCAGCGGCUUCAUACGAUAAAGAAGCAGCACAAGGAUACUUCUACUACCUGACGGUGGCACGGCAGUUCGGGGUGGCCAUGGUCGUUCUAGACGGGUGGCAAUACGCGUGGCACAGGUACAUGCACCUGAACAGGUUCCUUUACCGGCACAUCCACUCGUGGCACCACCGUCUCGUCGUGCCCUACGCGUUCGGCUCGCAGUACAACCACCCCGUGGAGGGCCUGCUGCUCGACACGCUCGGCGGGGCGCUGGCCUUCGUCGUCUCCGGCAUGUCGCCGCGCGCGUCCAUCUUCUUCUUCUCGCUCUGCACCGCCAAGGGCGUGGACGACCACUGCGGCCUCUGGCUGCCGGCCGGCAACUUGUUCCAUCUCUUCUUCUGGAACAACACGGCGUACCACGACGUGCACCACCAGCUGCGCGGCAGCAGGUUCAAUUUCUCGCAGCCGUUCUUCGUGACCUGGGACAAGCUCUUCGGCACGCAUAUGCCGUACGUGCUGGAGGAGAGGCCCGGUGGUGGGCUCCAAGCGCGCCCCUUGUGCUGAGAGCCCGCCAUGACGAGCUCCUGCUUCAUUCAUAUGUGAAGAUGAAAACAAAUACUAUCAUAAUUAUGGCUCGAAGCACUUUUAAUUGUAAUUUUCUUUUAUUGUAUCUUGUACUUUUUCUUUGUAAUAGAAUUACAAUUUCAACCA
This is a messenger RNA of Zea mays, 1113 nucleotides long. Its product is annotated as sphinganine C4-monooxygenase 2. The transcript has 2 exons. The coding region runs from base 181 to 966 and encodes 261 amino acids. NCBI's taxonomy places the organism in Eukaryota, Viridiplantae, Streptophyta, Magnoliopsida, Poales, Poaceae. The record is from RefSeq and is a predicted model, not a curated record. Gene Ontology annotation, molecular function: iron ion binding; oxidoreductase activity. Gene Ontology annotation, biological process: lipid biosynthetic process.